Cheilinus undulatus (humphead wrasse) is the source of this 3422-nucleotide messenger RNA. RefSeq names its product protein Atg16l2-like. Gene Ontology annotation, cellular component: autophagosome membrane. The coding region runs from base 209 to 2065 and encodes 618 amino acids. Gene Ontology annotation, molecular function: protein binding. Gene Ontology annotation, biological process: negative stranded viral RNA replication; autophagosome assembly. NCBI's taxonomy places the organism in Eukaryota, Metazoa, Chordata, Actinopteri, Labriformes, Labridae. The transcript is spliced from 18 exons. The record is from RefSeq and is a predicted model, not a curated record.
CUUCAGAGUGACGAGUCUGAGGAAAAAGUUAAAAAAAAAAAACAAAAAAAAACAAAAAGCAAAAUAAACAAAGUUUUGAAGAGAGGAGAAUCCAUCAUGGCGGCGGUCCGAGCAGCUGGAUCUUAGCGGGGCUGUGAGCAGCUUCAGGCCGAGCUCAGAGCAUCUGUCAGCGGAGAGACGGCAUGUAGCAGCCCGGUUUGGUGGCAUCAUGGCCGCUGUGAACGUCAAAAACACCCGCACAGACACGGCCGAGCCCCGCGGAGACAUGACGGAUCACCCGGCGGGAAGGUGUGAGCCCCGUGGCCGGGGAAAGGCUCCAGGUGGCGGCUGGAAGAGGGACAUCAUCCGGCAGCUGAAGCACCGAGACCGGAGCCAGCACGCCAUGUUCACGGACCUGAUCCGCUUCUACACUCAGCUGUUGGAGAAAAGCAGCCUGGCCAAAGGAAUCCUGAGCUGCUCAUCCAGACGUCCCUCCUCUGACAGCAGCAGCAGCUCUCUCUCCUCCCUGCUUCACCAGAACAACCAGCUGAAGAAGACGACUGGAGAGCUGGCCUAUCAGGUGGUGGAGCUGCAGCAGCAGAUUAAAAUCAAAGACUGUAUUCUGGAGAAACAACAUACCAGGCUGUCUGAGGAUGAGCAGCGGUGUGCAGGUGCAUUUGAUGCCCGUCAGUCACUGCAAGAGCGGGUGGAUCAGGUUCAAGAGCAGAACGGGGCACUGAAGAUGGAGUACGACUCCCUGCUGGAGCGUCAGAGACAGGCAGAGGCCAAACUGAGAGAGGAGAAGGUGAGAGGAGGAAACCUGCUGGAGGACAUGAUCCACCUGAAACAGCAGGCGGCCGCUCGCAUGAACAACCGCAACGAACGCAGGUCCAGAGCUCGAGAGGCUCACCUACAGAAAGAGCUGCAGAUAGCUGCAAGGUCAAAGGUCAACAUAGACAGCUGCUCCAGCGCUCCGGCCUCCAGAUCCACGUCUCCGAAGAAUGACAACCAGGAUGAGUCCAACCAGAAAGGACAUGCUCGACUCUUCAGGUCGGCGUCAGCAACGUCUCCCAGGAUCCUUUCCUCUAUCAGAGAGAUGUUUCACAGGAAGAGGCGGGGCCACUCUGUGUGCUGUCUGGAGGAGGAUCUGAUGAGUCCUGUAGGGGUCUGCCUGUAUGCCAGAGUCCCAGCCAGAGCCCGACAAGUCCUGGAGGCCCAUGAGCAGGGCAUCAACGCUUUGAGGUUCAGCCCCAGCUCAGACCUGUUGGCGACUGGGGGAACGGACCGAGUCAUCAAACUGUGGGAGGUCAGAGCAGGCUUGCUGACCCACAGAAUGACAAUGGACGGCAGCACAGAGGGGAUCACCUGCAUCGACUUUGACCCGGCGGGUUCCAGGAUUCUUGCUGCAUCCUAUGAUAAAUCAGCCCUGUUGUGGCGGCUGGAUGACCCCGUUCCCAAGCUGACUCUGACGGGUCACAGCAGGAAGGUGACGGUGGCGAGGUUCAGCUCGCUUCUCCAUCAGGUGGUGACAGGCAGCGCAGACAGAACCAUCAGACUGUGGGACCUGCACAGAGCCGCCUGUGUGCAGGUAGCUGAGGUGGCGUCAUACUGCAGCGACCUGGUUUGUUCUGAGAACUGCAUCAUCAGCGGACACUUUGACUGUAAGAUCAGAGUGUGGGACACCAGAGUGAGAGUCGGCUGCGUUCAGGAGCUUCCUGCUCAGGGUAAAGUCACCUCAUUGGACAUCAGCUCUGACCACCGUCAGCUGCUCAGCUGUUGCCGGGACGAUUGCCUCCAGCUGGUUGACCUUAGGAGGUGGAGCAACGACCGAAUGUGCUUCAGAGCUGAAGGAUUCAAAUGUGGCAGUGACAGCACCAAGGCCGUGAUCAGUCCAGACAGUUGUUUCCUGGCAGCUGGGUCAGCAGAUGGCACCGUCUACAUCUGGAACGUCUCCACAGGUGACCUGGAGACACACCUACCUGACAAACACAGUUCGUCCAUCAGUGCCGUGGCGUGGUCUCUGUCCGGGGAAUACUUCGUCAGCGUGGAUAAAAGUCGGCUGGCCGUCCUCUGGAGUGACAUCUAACAGCCAAUCCAAAGAGAGGUCACGAGGUCAAGGCAACACUCCCCUAAAGCGAGCCUCACCUUCAGACAUGAACUGAUCGGUCAAACGACCUGUUUACAUUUUACAUGAAAGAUCCGUGUUCAGAUACCAGGUGAUGUUGCUCUGGACCAAAAGUCCUUCCAGAACCUGUCCCUCCUCUGAUUCCAACAGCCUAGACAUCAGCUCAGUGGUGCCAGUUAGCCAUUAGCUUAGAGGCUAGCAGUGCCUCUUUAACAGCUUUUCUUCGUUGAUAUACAAUCUAGCUCGAGCUGGCUCCUGUUUGAGAGAUGUGUUUCUUUUGUUCCAUUUUUGUGGUCCGGUAGAUAUAAGAGGAUAAACUGGUGCUAGCUGAAGAGCUGUUGAGGAGCUGAGACAAACCUCUAGAUCUCUAAGAGGAUCUAAGACCUGAGCGAGGCUGGAUGAGUCCAAACAUCAAAACUUGGUAUCUGAAUGUUCCAGUCGGGUAUAAAUCCCUGUUUUUACCUGAUCUUAACAGGGUUAAAGGGUACAUUUUUGUUUGUUUGUGUUGUUGUUUACUUGUUUUUACUGGGAUGUGAAAAUGCUUUUUAUGUGUUUACAUUUUCUAACCAAAUUAGAGGAAUUAUUUUAUAAUUUUAUUAAUUUUUAGCUUUUUACCUGAAAACAACAAAGGGAAACCAGACACCAAAAAACAUAUUAUUUAAAGCUUUCCACAUCAGAUUGUAUUUAAACUUAAGAGAACAUGUCUAAUAUCAGACAUUAAUGCUCUAACUGGUGAAUCUAACAUCAAACUGUCCAAUUAGAAUAAAAAGGGAGGGCAUGGAUCACCUGGUGGACCUGGUGGCAGCCCAGGUUCAGGUCCAGCCUGUGGAUCUUUCACUGUGUGUCUCUCAUCCCUGAUUCUGGUUCUAUCCGCUGUCCUAUCUCUCAGAUGACGGCAAAAAAACCAAAAAUAAAUCUUAAAAAUAGAACAGGAGCUUAAGAGGAGAACAGAAUCAGUGCUGACCAGAGUAAAAAUAAUCAUUCAUAAAAAUCAACCAACCACCUACACACCUGUAGAGUGCUGCAGUGGUGACUCCUAAAACCAGCCAUGAUUUAGCAUUUUAGCACUUCCUGUUUUAUCAUCUUCAAAUCUCUGGGAGUGUUUAAUGAGUUUAUGAAUGAGGCUAACUCAGACUAGAGUAUGUCAGGGAUGCUAAAUGUCACCACAGCAAACACAAAACUCAUCUACUAGUCUGACUUUAAAGGUCACAUAUUUCACCCCUUUAAGACAAGUGUAUAUCGGUCUCAGAGAUCCCCAAAACAUGCCUGUGAAGUUUGUUGCUGAAAAAACACUCCAGUUAUGGAUUUCUGCAUGUCU